Manis pentadactyla (Chinese pangolin) is the source of this 1896-nucleotide messenger RNA. It is a transcript of the gene TPM2, whose product is annotated as tropomyosin 2. Gene Ontology annotation, cellular component: actin filament. The record is from RefSeq and is a predicted model, not a curated record. Lineage: Eukaryota; Metazoa; Chordata; Mammalia; Pholidota; Manidae. The transcript has 9 exons. Bases 172 to 948 code for a protein of 258 amino acids. Gene Ontology annotation, molecular function: actin filament binding. Gene Ontology annotation, biological process: actin filament organization; muscle contraction.
CCGGCCCCCAGCUCCGCCCGGUCCCACCCAUCCUUUUAGGCGCCCGCGGGGCUGGGACGUCCCAGUCCAGCUUGGUGCUCCUCUCCCGCCGCCGGUGCGCCCAGUUCGCGCAGUCAGCCCAGUUAACUCGGACCGCACCUCCCGCCAGCCGGCCGGUCCCCCACCGCAGUCAUGGAUGCCAUCAAGAAGAAGAUGCAGAUGUUAAAGCUGGACAAGGAGAAUGCCAUUGACCGCGCUGAACAGGCCGAGGCCGACAAAAAGCAAGCCGAGGACCGCUGCAAGCAGCUGGAGGAGGAGCAGCAGGCACUCCAGAAGAAGCUGAAAGGGACAGAAGAUGAGGUGGAAAAGUAUUCUGAGUCGGUGAAGGAUGCCCAGGAGAAACUGGAGCAGGCUGAGAAGAAGGCCACGGAUGCUGAGGCAGAUGUGGCCUCCCUGAACCGUCGUAUUCAGCUCGUAGAAGAGGAGCUGGACCGGGCGCAGGAGCGUCUGGCUACAGCCCUGCAGAAGCUGGAGGAGGCUGAGAAGGCAGCUGAUGAGAGUGAGAGAGGCAUGAAGGUCAUCGAAAACCGAGCCAUGAAGGAUGAGGAAAAGAUGGAGCUGCAGGAGAUGCAGCUGAAGGAGGCCAAGCACAUCGCUGAGGAUUCAGACCGCAAAUAUGAAGAGGUGGCUAGAAAGCUGGUGAUCCUUGAAGGAGAGCUGGAGCGCUCAGAAGAGAGAGCUGAGGUGGCUGAGAGUAAAUGUGGGGACCUAGAGGAGGAGCUGAAAAUUGUUACCAACAACUUGAAAUCCCUGGAAGCCCAAGCGGACAAGUAUUCCACCAAAGAAGAUAAAUAUGAAGAGGAGAUCAAAUUGCUGGAGGAGAAGCUAAAGGAGGCUGAGACCAGAGCAGAGUUUGCCGAAAGGUCUGUGGCAAAGUUGGAGAAAACCAUUGAUGACCUGGAAGGUUAGGGUUGGACCACCUAGGAUUCCACAGACGCCAGCUGGCUGUGCCUCCUGUUGUAACUACUACACUGCACCAACUGCAGUGCUUCUCAAACUUGAGAAGCCCCCCAGGAGUUUUUAAAACACAGAUUCCUGGGUCCAACUCUGAAGUGCUUGCUUACUUUGGGCUGGAGAAUUUCUGUGUCUGACAAGCUUCCUAGCAAUGCUGUCCUCAGACCACACUUUGAGUAGCACUGAUCUAGACAAUUCUGUCUCUAAGUGCAACACAGUAGAGCUGUAUCACAAGACUUCUUUAUUACAUAGAGAGCUGUUUGGUUUAGUACCUAAGUUUUCAUGACGUUAAUGGAAAAUACUCUUUUAAGCUAGAUAGGGUGAAAACACACAUCCAGGUAUUGCUUGUCUGUUUUUGCUAGUAUUUUGCAUUAUCAUUAGCAAUGCUGUGCCUAAAACUGUCUUCCCUUUUUUAUUCUAUAAUAAUCCUUUCCUUUUUGUAGUUCCUACUCCUCUUACUUCCAGCCUUCUCAGGCAAGCCUCGAUUUUAUGUCCAACUUCAGGACUUCACUUUAGACCUUUCUGGCUCGAGCACCCUCCCCUUGAGGGAAGCACUCCUGCUUAUCCAAAGCCCUGUGCCUCCAGGUCCCUCAGGGAAGUGUAGGAGGAAGUAGGGCUCCAGGGGGAAGAACCAGUGGGGAGCCCAGAGAAGGACAAAAGAGACAGGAGUACACAGAGGGGAGGAGGGAGCCCUGCCCAGCCUGUUCUCUGGCCUUUCUCACUCCAUCUUUGUUCACCUGUCUCUGAUUCUUAUUCUCUUUCCAUUACCCUCUCUCCUUCCUUUCCUCUUUCCCUCCAUUCCCUCUCCCCAUACUCCCACCUGGCUCCCCUUCCCUGGAUCCCCAGAUGAAGUCUACGCACAGAAGAUGAAAUACAAGGCCAUCAGUGAGGAGCUGGACAACG